AUGGGUUGCCGCCCUUCAACACCUGAGUCCGUUGUGGUAACGCCGCCUGAUCCACCGGAAAUUGAGGAGCCAAAAGAUGAGUUGCCGCAGAAAAUUCGCAGCUAUCGCCCGUCAAUAGACAGCCUGCAACCUCCUCACCCUCAGGACGACCUAAGUUCUGAAGGUAUGAGGUAAGA
Molecule: messenger RNA, 176 nt
Organism: Strongylus vulgaris
Lineage: Eukaryota; Metazoa; Nematoda; Chromadorea; Rhabditida; Strongylidae
Source: the annotation of a GenBank genome assembly